AUGAAGACAAGAACAUUCAAGCAACACCUGCUGCAUAUCGCCCAAGAAAAAGGCCUCCCAGCCCCAGAACGACAAGUGAAGAAGGCAGGCAGAGAUGAUAUAGUGAUGCUGAUGGUGGACAUCUAUGGCCAACAGUCUGUUGAGCUGACCAAAGACGUUUUACAGAGAAUGAACAAGACUGAUCUGCUAGAGACGCUCUCAGGGACCAGCUCAGGAUUCAACACUGAGAAGAAACUUCAGCAAAAAGAUCCACAACAUGAAUCAACCAUGACAUCGGUCCAUUCACAGCUUUUAGAAACACUGGAAGAAUUAGGUUCAGGGGACCUGGAGAAAUUCAAACAUGUCUUGCUCUACACUAAAAUGAAAGAAGGGCUCCCAAAAAUCCCAAAGGACCAAGUGGAGACUGCAGACAAAGAUGAGAUAGUGAAGCUGAUGGUGGAGAUCUAUGGCCAACGCUGUGUGGAGGUGACUAAGGAUAUUUUAGAGAGGAUGAACAGGACUGAUCUGGUCGGAAAGUUGUCAGAAAGCAGCUCAGUAUCUAAAGGGCCUUUUGGUUGUGUGGAGCCUGACGACUGUGGACAAGAAAUGCCGGACUCUGGUCACUGGACCAAACUUGAUCCUGAAGUGAACAGUACUGAUGGAGAUGAGUCUCCUACAUACAGCCUACAGAGUGAAGUAGGAAACGGUUUUGAAUGCAAUGUCUCCGGCAUUCGCUGGAUCUGUAAGGAUAAGGUCAGCUUUCAGUACAAGUUUUGCUCUUGGGAGGAACACAUUGAGAGGAUGGAAAGCUUGAAAUACUUGCCUGCAGGUCCUCUAAUGAACAUCAAAGUCAUUGCUGGAAAGUUUGAUGAAGUGUACCUGCCACACUGGAUCUGCAUAGACGGCAACACUGACAUAUUAGGAGAGUUUGCCGUCCUCCACAUCGAUGACUGUGGUGAUGUUGUGGAACAAGUUUCCGAGGUCACGCCUUGCCAUGUCAAGUUAGCUGAACCAGUUUUUUCGCCAAAGGGGGUUCUGAUCAAAUUUGGUGUGCGUGUGAAAACACGCUGCAGCGUGUUGAUAUUUAAGAUGAAAAAUACAUUCCUCAAGCUCAAAGUUUAUCUGAUCCCGUGUGAUCCUGGUCUUCGACAGGAAAUUCUCAAGAUUGAAAAAAACUACGAAAACAAAGAAAUUGAAGUACCACCUAAAAAUAUGCACUUGAGAAUGAAGGAUGACUUUAUCCUAUCAACCGAUAUGGAUGGUGCAGAAAUUUGUCCCGAAGAAGUCAAGCUCGAAUAUCAAUUCACCGAUCCACCGUACUUUAAAGUACGUAUAAGAAAUCCAGACACAGACUUCAUCCUCAAGCUUACAAAAAAAAAAGAGAGUACACCAGUGUGGACCCGCAAAAUUGACGAAGAUGAUUACCAAAGCAAUUCCCAUGCACCAGUAGAACUCCAAACCUUAUGAGAUUGAGAAAUGAACCUUCAAACCGACAACCCUUUGGAAGACACUUUAGCUCAGUUGAGGGAGCAGGCCGCCCCAUGGGCUACAGUCCUUGAGGAAUCGACUGCAGAUUCAACUCCAAAGCUCAGACCUGCGAUGCAUGUCGACUGCAAAUUUCCUGUCUCUUCAGCUG
Labrus bergylta (ballan wrasse) is the source of this 1615-nucleotide messenger RNA. The record is from RefSeq and is a predicted model, not a curated record. Lineage: Eukaryota; Metazoa; Chordata; Actinopteri; Labriformes; Labridae.